AUGGAUCCCUAUCCAGGAUUGAGAAAUGCUAAAGUUGAUUUCAAUAUGCCAUUUUUAAGAUGUAUUGACUGUGAUCUGAUAUUGUUUGCUGUUAUGCGACUACUAAUCAAGUAUGCUUACACUACUAAGUGUGAUUAUGGGAAGUUUACUAUUAGUUAUGUCUUGAAAAUACCUACAGGAGAGGUUCCCUUUGCAAUUAGUAAUGCUUUUACUUUUAGAGAGGAUGGGAAAGAUUUGUCAGUCUAUGCUUUGAUUGAUCAACUUGUCAGGAAGAAAGCAGAGGAUUACAAGGAUGCAAAGAUAUCUCGCAUUAAUAUUAGAAUCUAUCUUUCUGAAAUGAAGGCUGGUGUGACGCCAAUUAUCUCCGAUGACAAGAUUGCUAGCAAGCUCUGGGAAUGCAUCGAAAACAAGGUGGUCGUUGAACCUAAAAAAGCGAGAACGAUAGGAUAUCUGGUUAGACCAGGUGAUGAUCUGUCCUCAGCAGAGAAGGGCAUUGAGACAUAUUUCAGUGAGGAUUACCCGGAUUUUGUCUUCAAAACCUUUGAAGAAAGGAGCAAUAAGAUGUUGUUCGACUUUAUAGAACGUCUAGCUGUUGUUGUUAGACACAAUCCAUCGAUUCUAACGGUCUACUUACACAACCUCUCCCGAUUUGAUGGCAUUCUCUUAUUGAAAUAUUAUGCUUCUCGUGGAGAUAAGUACGCCAUCAAACCUCUUAUGAGGAACCAUAGGCUAUACCAGAUAGCUGUCUAUCUUGGUAAGAAGCGACUAUUCCUUCUAAGGGAUUCCUUAACACUGCUCACGAGUAGUCCUGAUAACUUAGCCAAAAAUCUCUCUCCUCAAUUAGGAUCAAAAGGAACCAUCCAACAUGACGAAGUGCAAGUCUCGAAUCUAAUCCCUCUCCAGCAUCAAUUGUUAGUGUAUAUGAAACAGGACAUCCUUCUACUAGGUGGUGUGAUGCUGAAGGCUUUAGAGAUUUAUUGGACUAUAUGCAAUGUAGAUAUCGUGACUAAAUUGACCUUGUCUUCGCUAGCUCUCACUAUCUUUCGUACGAACUAUUACGUUCAAAACAACUGGUCUAUUUAUAUCCCAAAUCGGAACGAAGACACUUUCAUUCGUCGUGGUUACUAUGGUGGCCAUUCUGAUGCUUAUAUACCUUGCGGUGAUAAUCUAUACUAUUACGACGUGAACUCCUUAUAUCCCUAUAUUAUGAAGUCCUAUACAAUGCCUAGGGGUGAGACUGUCUGGCAUGGUAAGUUAGAAGGUCAGGAUUUAGACAACUUGUUUGGCUUUAUUGAGGCCUACGUUGUAUGUCCUCGUACUAUCUCUCCACCAUUCCUACCCUAUCGGGAUGAAAAGAAUCAAACUCUACUCUUCCCAAUCGGAAAGUUCGUGGACGUGUAUUAUAGCGAAGAGUUAAAGUAUGCACGCGACAUAGGCUACCAGAGCAUUCCUCUUUCAAGCUACUUGUUUGAAAAGAAGAAUAGCAUCCCUUUCAAAAGCUUUGUUUUCGACAUAUUCGAUAGAAGACAAGAAGCUAAGAGAGCAGGUAAUGACACAAUGUCCUAUGUUUAUAAGAUACUCAUGAACUCGCUAUACGGUAGAUUUGGUAUUAACCCUAAAAGCACUGUAACUGAGAUCUACGAUUAUGAUCGAUAUAACUAUUUGAUAAAGAAAAGUGAUUUAAUCUUAGGGGACAAGCUGAGCGAGCAUUACUAUAUAGUAAGUUACUUAAGGAAUAUAGAACAUGUUGACGACACAGACUGGAAUCCUCCUAAGAUAGCGGUUGUUCAAUUGUCCGCUGCUAUUACAGCUUGUGCUCGUAUUUAUAUGUACAUAUACAUUUCCAGACCUGACUGUUACUACACUGAUACGGACUCUGUCGUUCUUGGCGGUCCUCUUCCUGAAGAAGAGAUUUCUUCAACUGUAUUAGGUAAGUUUAAGUUAGAAAACUAUAUAAAGAAAGGCAUCUUCUUAGCACCAAAGAGUUAUUCAUUUUUGACUCAAGAAGACAAAGGAAUCAUUAAGCACAAGGGUCAUGCAAAAUCAUUGGUCGAUAAUGAAUGGUUUGAGUCACUAUACGUUGAUAUAUCUAGAACAAAGCUAACCUCUGUGGAAUCUAAUUUCAACAUUGAUUGGAAAAGACUGAACAUCUCCAAAAAGGAAACACUAGUGAACCUUGGAAUCAGAAUUGGUAACAAGAGGGAACCUGUGUAUGAUAAUAAUCUUUGGGUGGACACUGUACCAUUGGAUGUUACAAACUUCAUUGGUCAAGAAAAUAGGAUACGAGCAUAUGAAGUGAUGCGUCUUUAG
Messenger RNA from Olea europaea var. sylvestris, 2310 nucleotides. RefSeq names its product DNA polymerase-like. NCBI's taxonomy places the organism in Eukaryota, Viridiplantae, Streptophyta, Magnoliopsida, Lamiales, Oleaceae. The coding region runs from base 1 to 2310 and encodes 769 amino acids. Gene Ontology annotation, biological process: DNA replication. Gene Ontology annotation, molecular function: nucleotide binding; DNA binding; DNA-directed DNA polymerase activity. The transcript has 2 exons. The record is from RefSeq and is a predicted model, not a curated record.